CUUCCUGUCGGGGCGGAGGGGUUUCCGCCGCAGCGGCGCCACUUAUGGCCUCGCUCAAAGCCGUGCUCGGGACCUCGCUCCCGGUCGCCCGCGCCCUGUUGCCGCUCUUCGGGGGCCGCCCGCUGCCCGCGCCCUGCUCCACCUCGGGCGCCGCCAUGGAGCCGGCGCCCCACUGGCUGGCGGGACUGCACUUCGACAACCGAGCCCUGCGCGCGCUGCCCGUGGAGACGCUGCCGCCGGACCCCGAGGGCGCCGCGCCCGCACCGCGGCUGGUGCCCGGGGCCUGCUUCAGCCGCGUGCGGCCCGCGCCCCUGCGGCAGCCGCGCCUCGUGGCGCUGUCGGAGCCCGCGCUGGCGCUGCUGGGCCUGGGCGCGCCGCCCGCCGACGCCGCCGCCCGCGAGGCCCGCGAGGCCGAGGCCGCCCUCUUCUUCAGCGGCAACGCGCUGCUGCCGGGCGCCGAGCCCGCCGCGCACUGCUACUGCGGCCACCAAUUCGGCCACUUCGCCGGGCAGCUGGGCGACGGCGCCGCCAUGUACCUGGGCGAGGUGUGCUCGGCGGCCGGCGAGCGCUGGGAGCUGCAGCUCAAGGGCGCCGGCCCCACGCCCUUCUCCAGACAGGCUGACGGCCGCAAGGUCCUGCGGUCCAGCGUCCGGGAGUUCCUGUGCAGCGAGGCCAUGUUCCACCUGGGGGUCCCCACCACGCGGGCGGGCGCCUGUGUCACGUCAGAGUCCACGGUCGUGCGCGACGUGUUCUACGACGGCAACCCCAAGCACGAGCCGUGCGCGGUCGUGUUGCGAAUAGCCUCCACCUUCCUCAGGUUCGGGUCCUUUGAGAUCUUUAAGGCUGAGGAUGAGCACACGGGCCGUGCGGGCCCCAGCGUGGGGAGGAACGACAUCCGUGUACAGAUGCUGGACUAUGUGGUCAGCACUUUCUACCCUGAAAUCCAGGCCACGCACGCCAGCGACUCCGUGCAGAGGAACGCUGCCUUCUUCCGUGAGGUGACACGUCGCACGGCCCGGAUGGUGGCUGAGUGGCAGUGUGUCGGCUUCUGCCACGGCGUGCUCAACACGGACAACAUGAGCAUUGUGGGGCUCACCAUCGACUACGGGCCCUUUGGCUUCCUGGACAGGUACGACCCCGACCAUGUCUGCAAUGCCUCGGACACUGCCGGGCGCUACUCGUUCAGCAAGCAGCCUGAGGUGUGCAAGUGGAACCUGCAGAAGCUGGCCGAGGCCCUGGUGCCCGAGCUGCCCCUCGAGCAGGGCAAGGCCAUCCUGGCCGAGGAGUAUGACGCCGAGUUCCACAGGCACUACCUGAGCAAGAUGCGCAGGAAGCUGGGCCUCGUGCAGGCUGAGCGGGAGGAGGACGCGGCGCUGGUGGCCAAGCUCCUGGAGACCAUGCACCUGACCGGUGCCGACUUCACAAACACCUUCUACCUGCUGAGCUCCUUCCCAGUGGGGCCCGAGGCUCCGGGCCUGGCCGAGUUCCUGACUGCGCUGACGGAGCAGUGCGCCUCCCUGGAGGAGCUGCGGCUUGCCUUUCGGCCCCAGAUGGACCCCCGGCAGCUCUCCAUGAUGCUGAUGCUGGCGCAGUCAAACCCGCAGCUCUUCGCGCUCAUCGGCACCCGGGCCAACGUCACAAAGGAGCUGGAGCGCGUGGAGCAGCAGGCGCGGCUGGAGCAGCUGAGCCCAGCCGAGCUGCUGAGCAGGAACAGGGGCCGCUGGGCUGACUGGCUGCAGGAGUUCAGGACCAGGCUGGAGCAGGACAGGGAGGGCGCCGCUGACGAGGACGCCUGGCAGGCUGAGCGCAUGCGUGUCAUGCACGCCAACAACCCCAAGUAUGUCCUGCGGAACUACAUCGCGCAGAAUGCCAUCGAGGCUGCCGAGAAUGGAGACUUCUCGGAGGUGCGGCGGGUGCUGAAGCUGCUGGAGGCCCCGUACCACAGGGAGGGGGAGGCCGCUGAGGUCCUGGAGGCCGCUGAGCCUGAGGGGGCCGGCAGCACAGCAGAGAGGCGCCUCUCCUACAGCAGCAAGCCCCCGCUCUGGGCAGCGGAGCUGUGUGUGACGUGAUCCUCAUAACCGCCUUGGAGGCCGGGAGGCCCCCAAGGCCCCAAGUGACACUGAGUCCAUGAGGCGGUGCCCAGCCAGCGAGCAGCCCCACACCCCGUCUCUCCAUGAGGGCAGGGACGUCCAGUCAGGACCUGACCCGUCUCUGUCUGACACCGACUCAGCAGCCCAGCCCCCUCCCACCAGCAGCACGCUCCCCAUAAAAUGCUGCUUCACGCAAGGACAGCUCAGCAGAGGGACCGGACCCAGGAGGACACAGCAGCCACAACCCCCAUGGCAGCCUGGGAGGACCGGCGCUGCCGGCUCCUGCUUCUGGGAGCCACCCCUAAUAAACCAGCAGCUCCCAAG
Messenger RNA from Myotis myotis, 2414 nucleotides. RefSeq names its product selenoprotein O (gene SELENOO). Lineage: Eukaryota; Metazoa; Chordata; Mammalia; Chiroptera; Vespertilionidae. The transcript has 9 exons. The record is from RefSeq and is a predicted model, not a curated record.